CGUCACAUGACCGAAGAGACUGGGAACUGGGCGGGGCAUCACGUGACCCUCUCGCGGGCGACGGCUGAUGACGCAGGAGCCCGCGCUGGCCGUUGCGGCGACGGGCUGAGGGGUUGCGGAGCGGAGUUGGGGUCCCGGCGUGCGGACUUUGGGCGCAGCAGAUCGAGAUAGGCGGAGCAGCCAGGUAAUAAUUCCAAGAUGCCAGGGCGUUCCAGUUCAAGUUCAGGUUCAACUGGUUUCAUAUCCUUCAGUGGUGUAGAGUCUGCUCUCUCUUCCUUAAAAACCUUCCAAUCCUGUAUCAGCUCUGGAAUGGACACAGCAUCUAGUGUGGCUUUGGAUCUUGUGGAAACUCAGACUGAAGUGAGUAGUGAAUAUAGUAUGGACAAGGCCAUGGUUGAAUUUGCUAUAAUGGAUCGGGACCUAAACCAUUAUGUUAAGGCUGUUCAAUCUACAAUAAAUCAUGUAAAAGAAGAACGUCCAGAAAAAAUACCAGAUUUAAAAUUAUUGGUGGAGAAGAAAUUUUUGGCUUUACAGAAUAAAAGUUCUGACACGGACUUUCAAAACAAUGAAAAAUUUGUACAGUUCAAACAACAGCUGAAAGAACUAAAGAAGCAAUCAGUGAAACCUAAAGAAGAUGGAAGACACUAUGAGUUCGACCAGAUUAAGGAUAAGGAUGCAAGUAGAGCAGGCAAUGAACGAGGAACUGCCAGACUGUUUUCCAAAGCGACUGCACCAUUUUACAUUCCCACCAGCAGUGUGUGAGGGUUCCAAUUGCUCCACGUCCUCGUCAACACUUGUUAUUAUCUGUCUUUUUGAUUGUAGCCAUCUUAGUGGGUGUGAAGUGCUAUCUUGUUGUUUUGAUUUGCAUUUCCCUGAUGGGUUAAUAUUGUAAUACUUAUUUUACUAACCUAGGGCAAAAGUUUCAAUCUUGUACUGUCUUAAAUUACCCAAUUGACUUUCUCAAACAAAACCAUAGUUUUGUACAAGACAAAUGCCAUUUAUGGGGUUAGGGUUAUAUCUGGGGGAAAAAAAAACCCACAAGAUGAAAUGACUUGGAGUUGACAUUACUCACUCUCCUAGGAGGUGAGUUUUGUAGUGAAUUCAUUCACAGCAUUCCGGGGCUUUAUCUGAGCUGCUCAUGUGCUAUUAUAUUAUAUUACUGGGUAAUCCAGACAGCACUUUGAUUAAAUCCGCAGUGUGAUGUCACCCGGUAAGCCCUUGAAAAUGGAGAUGCGUGUCUCUUCUGGUUUUAUCAGUCAAGAUUAGAAGUGGUUCACAGCAUCGUGAACUUUUUCUCCUGUGUUCUGUCAGUCUGUGUUUCAUUGUGGGCCAAUAAUCUGUCACCUGAAACUACUUAAAAUAGGUUGGGCUUUCUUGAAUGUUGUGUUGCUGUGAUGACAUUAGAUCUUGGCUGCAGAAGAAGGGAAAGAACAUUUCUUUGACUUUUGGUUGCCUUGAUACCCCUUGUUUCCAGUAACUGCACUGCCACUUUUAGCCCUUAGCUUGUAUUUCUAGGCUGUCUCUUAUUAGGUGUACCUUCCAUGUCUUUAUCUUUUGGAACUUCUAGUCUGGUAAUCUUUGUGUUUUUGUCAAAGAAAGAAAAUUGAUAUGGGACUUGGAAGGUGUAAAGAGUUUCAGCCUCUUGAUUUCAUCAAUGCAGAUAGGUAAAAAGAGCAUCCACAGCUGGAUGCAGUAGUGCACACCUGUUAGCCUAGUGACUUGGGAGGCUGAGGCAGGAGUAUCACAAAUUCAAGACCAGCCUCAGCAAUUUAGUGAGACCUGGUCUCAGAAUAAAAUAAAAAGGACUGGGAUGUAG
This is a messenger RNA of Sciurus carolinensis (gray squirrel), 1816 nucleotides long. RefSeq names its product NSE2 (MMS21) homolog, SMC5-SMC6 complex SUMO ligase (gene Nsmce2). The record is from RefSeq and is a predicted model, not a curated record. Gene Ontology annotation, cellular component: Smc5-Smc6 complex; nucleus. Gene Ontology annotation, molecular function: SUMO ligase activity; ubiquitin-protein transferase activity; zinc ion binding. The transcript has 6 exons. Gene Ontology annotation, biological process: protein ubiquitination; protein sumoylation; double-strand break repair via homologous recombination. NCBI's taxonomy places the organism in Eukaryota, Metazoa, Chordata, Mammalia, Rodentia, Sciuridae. Bases 199 to 762 code for a protein of 187 amino acids.